AUGGCUACCACAAAACGUAUUGCCUCCAUCCUCAACAUCCCCGUUAUAGCGACGACGCAGAACGCCGCACGACUCGGCGACACGGUCUCGGAAGUGUCCAACCUGUUCAGCGAGCAAAAGACGCCCGUCAGCGUCAUCGACAAAACCGCAUUCUCCAUGCUCGUCCCAGAAGUGACUCCACUCCUGUCCAAGGGCGUAGAGUCGAGCGCAAAACACUCGGUCAUCAUCACGGGCAUCGAAACACACAUCUGCGUCACGCAGACGACCAUCGACCUUCUGCGCCAGGGCCACAAAGUCUAUCUCCUCGCGGACGGCGUGUCGAGCUGCAACGAGCUCGAGCGGCCCAUCGCACUCGCCCGGCUGGCCAGGGAAGGUGCCGUCGUCACCACGAGUGAGAGCAUCCUGUUCGAGCUGCUCGGCGAUGCGAAGCACCCGGAUUUCCGCGCCAUCAGCGGCCUGGUCAAGGACACCAAAGAGAAAACAAAAGGUGCUGUCGCCUCGCUGGGAAAACUGUAA
Molecule: messenger RNA, 516 nt
Organism: Exophiala bonariae
Lineage: Eukaryota; Fungi; Ascomycota; Eurotiomycetes; Chaetothyriales; Herpotrichiellaceae
Exons: 2
Coding region: 1-516 (171 amino acids)
Source: RefSeq, a predicted model, not a curated record